CUCUCUCUCUCUCUCUCUCUCUCUCUCUCUCUCACACACACAUGCACACACACACAGUCGCUGCUGCCAGCCCUCCACUUACAGCUCCAGCCUUUCAAAGCUGUUUUUCCUCUGGAGAUCAGCACACGGUUUAACACCACACAGCUGCCACCGAAGAGACUGAGGGAAGGAGAGAAGAGUGAAUAGAGAAAAUAGGGAGCAAAAAGAAGAAGAGCAGGAAAGUGUUUUCAAAUACUCCAGGUUUUUUGUGUUUUGAAAUACUCCGUUUUUAUUUAGUUUACUCCUUGGGACCAUUCAAAGAAGAGAAGAGAGUCUGAGUUCACAGGAAAUUAUCAGAGUGAAUGGGUUGCCAUGGUAACUGACACUGGCAGCCUGACACGAGAAAACUCUAUGUUUAAUGGAGGAAGAUCCUCGGUGGUGGCAAGCAAGCGAAAGUAACAGGGAUUUAAGGGAGGUGAGAGGGAACAAGAGAGGAGUGAGUGGAGGAGCGCGGUGGAAGUCCAGAAUGGAGGACGGGUUUUCCAGCUACAGCAGCCUCUAUGACACAUCUUCGCUGCUGCAGUUCUGUAACGAUGACAGUGCGUCGGCAGCCAGCAGCAUGGAGGUCAUGGACCGCAUUGCCUCCCUGGAGCAGCGUGUCCAGAUGCAGGAGGACGAGAUCCAGCUGCUCAAGUCAGCGCUGGCCGACGUGGUGCGCCGCCUCAACAUCUCUGAGGAGCAAAACGCCAUGAAUAACAGGAGGGGACCCACUAAAGCCAGACCCAUGAUAGCUGCCCUGCCUCUAAGGCACACUGUCAGCAACGGCACUGUCCUGCCCAAGAAAAGUUGUGGCACGCUACCGUCCCCCACCAGCUCCAGGAAGGAUGCUGCUGUACCAGCAACCAAAAGUCUCUCCAGUCUGUCUGGCAUACCCACCAGACUUAUCUACAUCACUUCUCCUUACAGCACUGUGAGGAGAACCAACUCCAACGAAACGAUGGGUACACUGACUCGUAAAGACAGCGGCGACUCCAAGAGCAACCGCACCCGCACCGGCUCUACCGGGAGCAACUCCAGCGGCAAGAGAGCCAGCGAAAGCAAACUUAAGGAGCCCGUUUUCAAUGCAGGGAUGCGACGAGUGACACACUGCAAAGAGGAAGGGUAUGUGAAAAUUUAUUUGAAGGGACGACCCAUCACCAUGUACAUGCCCAAAAACCUUGUGGAGACCUACUGCCUGGAAGCCAAAUCGGACCUGCCAAACAUAAAGCUCAAACUGGACUGGGUUUAUGGGUACAGGGGACGUGACUGUCGCUCUAACCUGUACCUGCUACCCACGGGAGAGACGGUCUACUUCAUUGCAUCUGUUGUGGUGCUGUACAACGUGGACGAGCAGCUCCAGAGACACUACACCGGGCACACUGAUGACAUCAAGUGUCUGGCUGUCCAUCCUGAUAAAAUCACCAUAGCAACGGGACAGGUGGCAGGCACCUCUUCUGAAGGCAAACAGUUGGCUCCUCAUGUGCGGAUUUGGGACUCUGUGAGCCUCAACACCCUCCACAUUCUGGGGACAGGUUUCUUUGACCGCGCCCUGGUUUGUCUUGCCUUCUCCAAGUCGAAUGGAGGCAACACGCUGUGUGUAGUAGACGACUCCAAUGACCAUGUGCUCUCUGUGUGGGACUGGCAGAGAAAGGAAAGACUAGCUGAUGUCAAGUGUUCCAACGAGGCAGUGUUCGCUGCCGACUUCCACCCCACUGACACCAACAUUAUAGUCACGAGUGGGAAGUCACACCUCUACUUCUGGACACUGGAGAGGGGUACCCUUACCAAGAAGCAAGGCUUGUUUGAGAAACAAGAGAAGCCCAAGUUUGUCUUGUGUGUGACUUUUUCAGAAAAUGGAGACACCAUAACUGGAGACUCAAGUGGAAAUAUACUGGUGUGGGGAAAAGGCACUAAUCGAAUUAGCCACGCCAUUCAGGGUGCACACGAGGGGAGCAUCUUUGCACUGUGUAUGUUGAGGAACAGCACACUGGUGUCAGGGGGAAAAGAUCGGAAACUCCUCUCUUGGGAUGGGAGCUACCAGCAGAUCCAAUCGGUUGAGGUUCCUGAGUUAUUUGGCCCCGUCCGCACUGUUGCCGAGGGCAAAAGGGAGAGUGUGCUUAUUGGGACCACCAGGAACUAUGUUCUACAAGGCAGUUUAUAUGGCGAAUUUACCCCCAUCACACAAGGUCACACCGAUGAGCUGUGGGGGUUGGCCGUGCACCCUUGGAAACCCCACUUCCUCACCUGUGGCCACGACAAGCAUGUCAGCCUGUGGGAUGCCUCCUCGCACCAGCCUGUCUGGACCAAGACUAUGGAGGACGCAGCUCAGUCUGCUGGAUUCCAUCCCUCUGGAGCAGUGGUUGCUAUAGGAACGCAGACCGGCAGGUGGCUGGUGCUGGAUACUGACUCUAAGGAUCUAGUCACAGUGCACACAGACGGGAAUGAACAGCUGUCUGUUAUACGCUUUGCACCGGAUGGCAAUUUCCUGGCGAUUGGCUCUCACGACAACUACAUCUAUAUCUACGCAGUGGGGGAGAGUGGCAGGAAGUACGGUCGAGUGGGAAAGUGCUCGGGCCACUCCAGCUUCAUCACCCAUCUGGACUGGUCAGUGGACUCGCAGUACCUGGUGUCCAACUCAGGAGACUAUGAGAUACUCUAUUGGAUCCCAUCAGUGUGUAAACAGGUGGUGAGUGUGGAGACCACACGGGACAUCCCCUGGGCCACGUCCAACUGCACUCUGGGCUUCCAAGUCUUUGGGUUAUGGCCUGACGGCUCCGACGGGACUGACAUCAACGCCGUCUCCAGAUCCAAUGACAAAAGGCUGCUCGUCACAGGAAACAACUUCGGAAAAGUCCAACUUUUCUCAUUCCCCUGCUCUCAAUUCCGGGCUCCCAGUCAUGUUUAUGGUGGACACAGCAGUCAUGUGACCAACGUAAAAUUCCUGUUUGACGAUAGUUGCCUGGUUUCCACUGGGGGCAAGGACAUGAGCGUCAUGCAGUGGCGGGUAGUGUGAGGUGGCCAUUUUGGGGCAACAGACAGACAGUUUCUUUAUGGAUCAGGGUAGGGUGGUAAGGGGAGGGUUGUACUCAUAGAGGCUUCCCUGUACAAUGAGCUUACAAUGAUGUUGCCCCAAGAAGCUGAUCUUGGAUCAGGUUUCUAUUUACCCCAUUAAUGGGUUAGAAUUUGGGGAGGGCUGAUUCUAGAUCUGUUCCUAGGGUUGACUUCACUCCAGAGUUUAGCUUU
Molecule: messenger RNA, 3261 nt
Organism: Oncorhynchus gorbuscha (pink salmon)
Lineage: Eukaryota; Metazoa; Chordata; Actinopteri; Salmoniformes; Salmonidae
Product: echinoderm microtubule-associated protein-like 1
Exons: 24
Coding region: 398-3031 (877 amino acids)
Biological process (GO): microtubule cytoskeleton organization
Cellular component (GO): mitotic spindle
Molecular function (GO): microtubule binding
Source: RefSeq, a predicted model, not a curated record